This is a messenger RNA of Blepharisma stoltei, 375 nucleotides long. Lineage: Eukaryota; Ciliophora; Heterotrichea; Heterotrichida; Blepharismidae. The record is from the annotation of a GenBank genome assembly.
AUGAGAGAAGUCUUCGUCUCAAGCGUAGAAGAUUUUGUUGCCAAAUUUGAAGAGCACAAGCGUGAAGGACCGCUUCUUGCGCUGUUUGUAGGAUCAGUUGACCCAAGCACAGGAGAAAACUGGUGUGGUGACUGUAGAAAUGCCCAUCCUUUUAUCCAUAAUGCUUAUGCUUCUGGUGGGGAAAAAACCAUCAUCAUUAGUGAAGUAGGGGUAAGAGAUGUGUGGAAAAACCCAGAAAACAGCUUUAGGAAGCACCAAAAAACACGUUUGAGAUGUGUGCCAACUCUCAUUAGAUACCAAAAUGGAAAUGAGGUGAUUAGAUUAGAAGAAGGACAAUUAACACGACAAGAAAUGGUUGACGAAGUCUUCAGUUAA